Molecule: messenger RNA, 866 nt
Organism: Blastomyces gilchristii SLH14081
Lineage: Eukaryota; Fungi; Ascomycota; Eurotiomycetes; Onygenales; Ajellomycetaceae
Exons: 1
Coding region: 522-866 (114 amino acids)
Source: RefSeq, a predicted model, not a curated record
AAAGGAAAUCAUUAAAGAGAAAAGAUUAAUCAUGGCAUCCAGUUGAACGUGGUUGGAGAAAAGUUGAACAUGGUUAGAAAAUCAACCCAGAUCAUGUCUAGAACCAAGACCCUAUCCAAAAUACACAUGCACUAAUAGACUGAUUACUUCACACAACACAAUACUGAUAUAUUUAAAAAAGAUGAAAUUGUUUUUCAGUUGAGUAUUCUAGAGAGUAACUCCACUCCUCUAUAAUUCUUAUCUUUAAUAUAACUGUAUGUGUUGAGUAUUUGGUGUUUUGAGACCGGAGAAGCUAUUGUGUGUAUGUAUUUUAGAUGCGGUUGACAUGGAGUGACAUGAGUAGAGUUUUUGAUUUUCCUUUUCUAACCAUGCUCAGCUUUUCUCUAACCAGGUUCAACUAGAACCCGGAUUAAUCACAAACACCGAAGGGCUCGUUCAGGCGAGUUGUCACGUAGUCAAAGCCUUAGAGGGUGAUGAGGUGGGCCAAUGUAAAUAGGUCGAGCCAACGAUAACUAGUGGACAUGCACGAUCUUCGUUCUAGCGGAAUGCCAGCGCUUGCUCAAGAAGAGCGGUCAGGAUUGGCUGACAGGCGCGUUGGUGGAUCUCCUAAUUUUGAAGAUUUGCUAAUUUACGGGCGGAAUUCUAAGAUGCCGAAGAUACUAGCAUUGCAGGAUCCUGCCAAAUCCAAUUCUGUGCAUUGGGCUUCCAAGAGGUGCUUGCCUCGUUUUCGAUUUUGUUGGCAGCUGAACCCGGAAUUACCAUGGUUGCACUGCCACCUGGUCGGCUAUUUUUUGAUAUACAGAGUAUCUUGUGACCAAACACGCAUCAGCUUUGCAGAAAAGAUCUCCAAGGUCGAGGAGCGUUAA